Molecule: messenger RNA, 1428 nt
Organism: Pistacia vera
Lineage: Eukaryota; Viridiplantae; Streptophyta; Magnoliopsida; Sapindales; Anacardiaceae
Exons: 3
Coding region: 1-1428 (475 amino acids)
Source: RefSeq, a predicted model, not a curated record
AUGGAUGAAGAACAUGUAAAACCUAUUAGUUUGAAGGCCUUGGUGGACAAGGUGAGCAAAAAAAUUAUAUUUGCUGAAUCUAAUGAGGAAUUUAUUGAUGUCCUCUUCAGUUUCUUGACGAUGCCAAUGGGAACAAUCAUCAGGCUCAUCCGUAAUCGACCUCCAACAAUGGGGAUAGGCUGCAUGAACAAUUUAUAUGAAUGCAUUGAGAAUCUUGAUGUGAAAUUAUUUAGGACUGAAUCAUGCAAAAAAAUGUUGUUUUAUCCCAGAAAUGCAGCUGCAGUUCAGUGCAGGAGACUACAAUUGAAUGUUGAUGAGACUGAGCCGCCGAGGUACUUUCUUGGCAAUCCCAGUAGUUGCACUCAUUUAAGUCACUAUAGAGACGUUAUUUGUCCCUUUGGAGAGUGCCUAAAUAUUGAGAAGUUUCUUGCUAAAGAUAGAGGGGUGUUUGUUAAAGAAAUGACCCGACUUAUGAUAAGUGAUGAAUUACGAGUAAUGCCCCCAUCAACUGAAGAAAGCCUUUCUCUACUCUUCAAUCUAGGACUGACCGACGGAAGCACCACCGAGGAGUGCAAUCUUGACAUAGGAGUAGAUGAGGUUUUGACUUUGCUCAAGAUGUCACUGGUAUCAAAAACACCUUUGACAGGAACUUUUUUGAAGCACAGUCCAACGCCUGAGUUGGACCAAAAAUAUUUUGAUAUCAGCAAAUCUGGAAGGGAGGAAUCAGCAACAGAUGUAAGCGGGAAGACUUUCAUGAUCAAGCUUAUAGUCAGCAAAUCCAAGAAGAUGGUUUAUUAUGCAGAAACAAGUGAAGCUUUUGUUAAUUUACUCUUCAGUUUCCUUACUGUUCCACUUGGUUAUGCAUUGAAGAUGCACAUCGGCACUUGGAAAGGAUGCAUAAAUCAUCUGUACAAUAGCAUUCACGAACUUGAUGCAGACCAAUUUCUGAAAUCAAAUAAGCACAAGGAAAUGCUUCUCAGUCCCAAGCUUGCCCCUAAUUUUGGCUAUGAGAAUCAUCCUUUGGGCAUUGAGGAAGAUAAACAUCCACCUUACUAUUAUAUAUAUGGUGAAGACAAACUGAUUUCUGAUGAAACAAUUGUUCCCACAACGGGAAUUUCACGUUUAACUGCUGUGGAUCCUGAGUCAAGCUCUAAGGACACUGCAAAAGGAGGAUUUGUUAAGGGACCUGCAAUGUUCACCAUAACUGACAAUCUGACCAUAACGCCUAUAUCACCAAUCUCAUGUCUUUCUGUUUUAAAGAAAUUGAAGGUAACUUUCAAUGACAUCGAGGUGCGUCUUGUGAAAGUGGGGUAUGAGGAGGCCUUGCGUCUUAUGGUGGCCUCUUUGGUGUCUGAAUCGGUUUUAACUGAUACCUUUCUUAGAGAGCCAAACCAGAAAAUUGAGGACAUCUUUAUUCACUUACUAUGA